Messenger RNA from Echinops telfairi (small Madagascar hedgehog), 2472 nucleotides. It is a transcript of the gene MTA1, whose product is annotated as metastasis associated 1. The transcript is spliced from 19 exons. Bases 105 to 1994 code for a protein of 629 amino acids. NCBI's taxonomy places the organism in Eukaryota, Metazoa, Chordata, Mammalia, Afrosoricida, Tenrecidae. The record is from RefSeq and is a predicted model, not a curated record. Gene Ontology annotation, cellular component: NuRD complex; nucleoplasm. Gene Ontology annotation, molecular function: transcription corepressor activity; chromatin binding; sequence-specific DNA binding. Gene Ontology annotation, biological process: double-strand break repair; negative regulation of transcription by RNA polymerase II; response to ionizing radiation.
CCAGCACGCUCAUCGCCCUGGCUGACAAGCACGCUACCUUGUCAGUGUGCUAUAAGACUGGACCUGGGUCGGAGAACGACGAGGAAGGGGAGCCGGAGGAGGAGAUGGAGAACCCCGAGGUGGUGGAGCUGCCCGAGAAACUCAAACACCAGCUGCGGCACCGUGAGCUCUUUCUGUCUCGGCAGCUGGAGUCCCUGCCCGCCACCCACAUCAGGGGCAAGUGCAGUGUCACGCUCCUCAAUGAGACGGAGUCGCUCAAGUCCUACCUGGAACGGGAGGACUUCUUCUUCUAUUCUCUUGUCUACGACCCCCAGCAGAAGACCCUGCUGGCUGACAAGGGGGAGAUCCGAGUAGGGAACCGCUACCAGGCUGACAUCACUGACCUGCUGAAGGAAGGCGAGGAGGACGGGCGUGACCAGUCCAGACUGGAGACCAAGGUCUGGGAGGCGCACAACCCGCUCAUUGACAAGCAGAUCGACCAGUUCCUGGUUGUAGCCCGCUCCGUGGGCACCUUUGCACGUGCACUGGACUGCAGCAGCUCGGUCCGGCAGCCCAGCCUGCACAUGAGUGCCGCAGCCGCCUCCCGGGACAUCACCCUGUUCCACGCCAUGGACACGCUCCACAGGAACGUCUACGACAUCUCCAAAGCCAUCUCCGCCCUGGUGCCACAGGGCGGGCCUGUGCUAUGCCGGGACGAGAUGGAGGAGUGGUCAGCCUCGGAGGCCAACCUCUUUGAGGAGGCCCUAGAGAAGUAUGGGAAGGACUUCACAGACAUCCAGCAGGACUUUCUCCCAUGGAAGUCGCUCACCAGCAUCAUCGAGUACUACUACAUGUGGAAGACAACCGACAGAUACGUACAGCAGAAACGCUUGAAAGCUGCCGAAGCUGAGAGCAAGUUAAAGCAAGUUUAUAUCCCCAACUACAACAAGCCAAACCCAAACCAGAUCAGCGUGAGCAGCACCAAGGCAGGUGUGGUGAACGGCACAGGGGCGCCAGGCCAGAGCCCCAGUGCUGGCCGGGCCUGCGAGAGCUGUUACACCACACAGUCUUACCAGUGGUAUUCUUGGGGUCCCCCUAACAUGCAGUGUCGUCUCUGCGCCUCUUGUUGGACUUACUGGAAGAAAUAUGGUGGCUUGAAAAUGCCAACCCGCUUAGACGGUGAGCGGCCGGGACCCAACCGCAGUUCCACGAGUCCCCACGGCGCCCCGGCCCGGAGCAGUGGGAGCCCCAAGUUUGCCAUGAAGACGCGGCAGGCCUUCUACCUGCACACCACCAAGCUGACUCGCAUCGCCCGGCGCCUGUGCCGUGAGAUCCUGCGCCCCUGCCACGCCGCCCGGCACCCCUACAUGCCCAUCAACAGUGCCGCCAUCAAGGCUGAGUGCACGGCACGGCUACCCGAGGCCUCGCAGAGCCCGCUGGUGCUGAAGCAAGUGGUGCGGAAACCCCUGGAAGCUGUGCUCCGGUACCUUGAGACCCACCCGCGCCCCCCAAAGCCCGAGUCCACAAGGAGCGUGGCUGGCGCGCCUGGCAGCCUGACCCCCGCCAAGGCGGCCCCCGUUAUCAACAACGGCUCCCCCACCAUCCUGGGCAAGCGGAGCUACGAGCAGCACAACGGGACCGAUGGCAACGUGAAGAAGCGCCUCCUGAUGCCCAGUAGGGGUCUCACAAACCAUGGACAGACCAGGCAUAUGGGACCAAGUCGAAACUUGCUGCUCAACGGGAAGUCGUAUCCCACCAAAGUGCGCCUGAUCCGUGGGGGCUCCCUGCCCCCUGUCAAGCGGCGGCGGAUGAACUGGAUCGAUGCCCCUGAUGACGUGUUCUAUAUGGCCACGGAGGAGACCAGCAGGAAGGUCCGCAAGCUGCUCUCGUCCUCAGAGACCAAACGAGCGGCGCGCCGGCCCUACAGGCCCGUCGCCCUGCGCCAGAGCCAGGCGCCACCCCUCCGACCCCCACCGCCGCCUGUCAACGAUGAGCCCAUUGUCAUCGAGGACUAGGGCGGCCCCCUGCAGACUGCGCCUGCCCGCUGCCCAUGCCCACGUCACCGCCGCCUCCCCUCCCGGUGUUUGGUAGUGGCCCCUCCUGUCCCGCCCCUCCAGAGCGCGCCCCCCAGAACGCCUGCGGGGAGCGAGGUUAACUUAUUCCUCCGAGAAUGCCAGGGCCCCUAGCUUUGUGUUUCCUUUGGCCAGAGGGAGACCGGCCGCCGGCUCUCACCGCCCGGCUGGCACUGCAGGGCCUCUUGGCCCAGCGAGAGGCUGACCUGUGAGAUUCCGUUGUGUUCUGUGGAAGGUGCCAUUUUAAAUUUUAUUUUUAUUACUUUUUUUGUAGAUGAACUUGAGCUCUGUACCACUCACACCUGGAAUGUUGGGGCCGGCGCAGCCACACUGCCCGCCGGGUUGGCCCUUGUCUUUUCAAGUAAUUUUCAUAUUAAACAAAAAGGGGGAAAAGGCAACAAAAGACUGGUCCUCUUCCCCA